Anopheles funestus (African malaria mosquito) is the source of this 5190-nucleotide messenger RNA. It is a transcript of the gene Uggt, whose product is annotated as UDP-glucose:glycoprotein glucosyltransferase. Gene Ontology annotation, molecular function: UDP-glucose:glycoprotein glucosyltransferase activity. Gene Ontology annotation, cellular component: endoplasmic reticulum. The record is from RefSeq and is a predicted model, not a curated record. The coding region runs from base 350 to 5032 and encodes 1560 amino acids. Lineage: Eukaryota; Metazoa; Arthropoda; Insecta; Diptera; Culicidae. The transcript is spliced from 6 exons.
AACGCAUGUUGAAUGUUUCGGCUGAUGUGUCAAAACAAUCUGAACGGAAUCUUCGUUUGCCGGAACGAAACAAAGCGAAUAUUAUUCGCAGCGGUGAUAAAGUGCAUUUUCUAUACUUUGCUUUAGGUUAGGUAGCGACAGAAGGUUUUGGUGUUGUUUCGUGAUCAUCCUUUUUUAUCAGUAUGUGCUUGAAAUAGUCAAUAAAGUGAUACGUGGUUCCGUUGCCGUGCGGUAGACGGUUGACGGUUAGCGGCUAGAGGAGAAGGCAGCAACGAAGAGCGGAAGAAUAGAAUACGUGGGCAUCCGCAUAGCCGUGCGGCUAUUUACUUACACACUUUUUGUUGGUGCGAUGCCGCCAUUCACGAUGCGUAAGGUUUCCUUGACCCAUUUUGUGCCAAUCGUAGCGGUAGCGUUCCUGUGCUUGUUUGGUGUCGCAUUCGUACAUGGCGAACAGAAAAGCCAUCCCAUCACUACGCAGCUAUCGGCCAAAUGGGGCAUCACGCCGGUGCAGCUAGAAAUUGCCGAAUUCAUCGACGAGGAAAGUGCCAACUCGUUCUGGGAUUACGUGGAUCUGUUGAACAAAGUUUCCGGCGGUUUGUACCACUUAGAAACGGAAGAAAAACGCUACCAAAAAUCGAUCGAAUUAGCAUCGGACAUUCUCGGCGAUGGUCAAAUCGGUUUGCUAAAGUUGGCACUUUCGUUGCACAGCUUCUCGCCAAAAGUGCAGGCCCAUCUUCAGGUGGCCACCGAGGUGCUGGCAAAGGGUGACUGUGAGACAACUAUAUUCGCUAGCGUUAAUGGGAAGGUAGCAUGUGAAGUGAUCGAUCUAGUGAGCAUCUUACGCUCGGGAACGAAAGAUUCGUCCUCCGUCGAAACGUUUGCCAUCGAUCACAUCUAUCCUGGGUCGGAAAACAAUUCCCUUACCGUGGUGCUUUACGGUGAGAUCGGUACGCGUGAGUUUAAGGAAUUUCACGACGCCAUUAAACUGGAAACGGAACGCGGAACCGUGCGAUACGUGUUGCGGCAUUACGUGAGGAAGGUAUCAUCAAGGAAAGUACGCCUUUCCGGGUAUGGUGUCGAGUUGCAUCUUAAAUCAACCGAAUACAAGAGUCAGGAUGAUUCACCCCGUGCGCAGGAUUCAUCGGCAACCGUGGACAGUUCGGCGGACUCCACCGAUGAGCUCGAAGCGGAAGUUGAAGGUUUUGAUUUUGCUCAGCUGAAGAAACGUUUCCCGCAUCUGAGCCACCCAUUAGAUCGAUUCCGUAAUGCUUUGCUGGAAAAGCACGAAGAAAUAGCUCCACUAAAGGCUUGGGAGUUUCAGGAGCUUGGCCUGCAGGCCGCUCAACGGAUCGCUGAAAUGCAGGGCGAUGAAGCGCUGCAAAUGUUGCAGUUUAUUUCGCAGAAUUUUCCCACACAGGCCAAAUCAUUGCUCACACAAACGGUGCCGGAAGAUUUCAAGAAAGAGAUGCGCCAUAACAUCGAAGUGUUUGGGCGCAACUUGAACUUGCAGCCGCCGGAUUCGGCCCUCUUUCUUAAUGGGUUGUUUUUCGACGCAGAAACGAUCGACACGGUCACGUUGCUUGAUACGCUGCGUUCGGAGAUGCGCGUGCUCGAAGGGUUAAACCGCAUCAACAUCCGUGGUGGAAGCGCAACGCCGCUACUCGGGCUGGAUUUAUCUUCCAGCUCGAAGGAGUUCGCUAUCGACAUACGGGAUUCGGCCAUUACGUGGAUAAAUGAUCUGGAAAACGAUGCCCAGUACCGGCGGUGGCCGGGAAGCCUGAAGGAUUUACUUCGACCGACGUUUCCCGGUAUGCUGCGCAACAUUCGCAAGAAUCUGUUCAAUCUGGUGCUUGUCGUCGAUCCUGUAGAGGGCGAUAGUGCCGGUAGGGAUAUUGUGAAGCUGGCUGAAAGUUUUGUUGUACAUAUGGCACCGGUUAGAAUAGGGUUAGUGUUUCGGACUGGUGAAGGAGAAGAUUACCGGGCACUAACGUGCGGAUUUAACUACGUGCAGCAGAAGAAAUCGGCUACCGAGGCACUUGGGUUUUUGACCGAUCUAUAUGCGGCCACCGCUGACCAGAAAGUUAUCCGGUUUGCUGACGUACGUCAAGUGCUGAAGAAAAAGUUUAACCGGCUGAAAUUGGAAGAAAUCGAUGAAAUUUUGGGUGAAGAUUCGGAUUUCGAUUAUGGGCGCCAGUUGGCGCAGGAGUUUAUCGAUCGUCUUGGCUUGAAAACCGUACCUCAAGCCCUGCUGAACGGUGUGCUGUUGCCCCAAUCUGCACUGACGAGCGAUGAAUUUGAGGAAACAAUUCUUACGGAAAUUAUGCAGCAAACACCAACGCUACAGAAGGCCGUCUAUAUGGGUGAUCUGCACGAAGGUGAACCCGUGAUCGAUUACUUGAUGAAGCAGCCACACGUGAUGCCACGCUUGAAUCAGCGCGUCCUAUCACAGGAUGAACCGCAUUUUAUCGAUAUGUCAGGGCGAGCGCAUCCGGACCUGGAAGAUAUAGCAGCACUCGGGCAGCUAUCGAAUCCCGAUCUUACGGCAACGCUGAUGAAAAAUUUGAAAUAUUUCGGCGGCAAAUCUACCUUCCAAAAGUUCCUCGGCUAUAGGGUACAUUUCCUUACCGUGUGGGUUGUAGGAGAUUUGCGCGAAGCAGCAUCCAGAAAGCAGCUGAAAAAUGCACUCAAAUUCAUGAAAUCAUCCUCCGGUACACGGGUUGCCUUUAUCCCCAACGUAGACGGAAAGGAUGCAAUUCGUUCGGAGUUGAAAAAGGAUCUGAAUUCGCUGGUAUGGGCCACCAUUAACACGCUGGAAGCGGAUGAAUCGUACGAUCUUGUGAUGAAACUGUUCGAAGCGUAUGAAACCGAUCCUGGAACUGUUGCUUCAACGGUACCGGACUCCGUGAUUGGGUUUUUGCCUGCCACCCAGAUGCAUCUCAAGAUGCUCCGUGUAUACUGUCAGCGUGUGCUAAAGCUAAAAGCAUCCGCUGGAACGGUGAUGGCAAACGGACGGCUGCUAGGAGUAUUUGAAGCGGAUGAAUUCUUCGAUACGGAAGAUUUUGGCCUGCUGGAAAGUUUCAAUGCGCUUCAGUACACGGACAAAAUACGGACCGCAAUGAAGCUAGCUUCCCUGUCCGAAGCGGACGAUACGCCGGCCAUCACGAGCGAUACGAUAAUGAAACUCGUGUCGAUUCUGGUACCGCGGCAACAGUCGAAAUCGCGAUAUACAAUCCCGACCGAGAUUCAGGACAAUCAUACGGCGGUGAAACUGUCACCGAAACGUACCGAUCAGCCGUUCUUCGAAAUCGUAGCCGUGCUGGAUCCGGCUUCAAGGGGUGCGCAAAAGCUGUCCUCGCUGCUAUUGCUUCUGCGCGAUGUGGUCAACUGUCAGAUGAAGAUUUUCUUCUGUGCGAUCGAUAAGCACAGCGAUAUGCCGGUCAAAACGUUUUAUCGCUUUGUUGUUGAGCCGGAACUGCACUUCACCAAAGACGGUAGACUGUCGGCUGGACCGUCAGCUAAAUUCGUAGGAUUACCCGCAAAUCCUUUACUAACCCAAAGCCUGAAUGUGCCUGAAAACUGGCUUGUAGAAGUCGUCCGUUCGGUGUACGAUCUGGACAACAUUAAGCUGUCGGAAAUAAACGGCCCAGUUCACUCGGAGUACGAGUUGGAGUACCUACUGCUGGAAGGCCACUGUUUCGACAGUACCACCGGUUCACCACCACGCGGUUUGCAGAUUACGCUCGGCACCGAAGAUCGUCCGAUCAUCGUCGACACCAUCGUUAUGGCCAAUUUGGGCUACUUCCAGCUAAAAGCCAAUCCAGGUGCAUGGAUUUUGAAGCUUCGGCAUGGAAAGAGUGCUGAUAUUUACGACAUUACCAGUGCCGAUGGGCCAAAUACGGUACACACGGCGGAAAGUACGCGCGUCAUCAUUAGCUCGCUACGAUCGCACGUGUUGAAAUUACGCGUCACGAAAAAACCGGGCAUGGCCGGUGUCGAUUUGUUGGGAGACGAAAAGGAUGGAGCCGGUGGUGGUGGAAUUUGGGAUUCGAUCAGUUCCAUCGUGGGCACCGGUGGUGACAGUGCUGGCAGUACCGGUACAGGCGAAACGGAAGUGUUAAACAUUUUCUCCGUCGCUUCGGGACAUUUGUACGAGCGGCUGUUGCGUAUCAUGAUGCUGUCACUGCUGAAACAUACGAAAACACCGGUCAAGUUCUGGUUCCUGAAGAAUUAUCUCUCGCCACAGUUUAUCGACUUUUUGCCCCAUAUGGCAGCGGAAUACGGCUUCCAGUAUGAGCUGGUACAGUACAAGUGGCCCCGCUGGUUGCAUCAGCAGACGGAGAAACAGCGCAUCAUCUGGGGCUACAAGAUCUUGUUCUUGGACGUUCUGUUUCCGCUUGACGUUAAGAAAAUUAUCUUCGUGGACGCUGACCAGAUCGUACGGGCGGAUAUGAAGGAGCUGAACGAUUUCGAGCUAGGUGGUGCACCGUACGGUUACACACCGUUCUGUGAUUCACGGCAGGAGAUGGAAGGGUUCCGUUUUUGGAAGCAGGGUUACUGGAAGAAUCAUCUGCAGGGUCGCAAGUACCACAUCUCCGCACUGUACGUGGUCGAUUUGAAGCGGUUCCGCAAGAUAGCGGCCGGCGAUCGUAUCCGGGGCCAGUACCAAGCACUCAGCCAGGACCCGAACAGUUUGUCCAAUCUCGAUCAAGAUCUGCCGAACAAUAUGAUUCACCAGGUGGCAAUAAAAUCGCUUCCGCAGGAGUGGCUAUGGUGCGAAACGUGGUGCAGCAGUGACACGUUGCAGUACGCCAAAACGAUCGAUUUGUGUAACAAUCCACUAACGAAGGAAGCAAAACUGACGGCAGCCCAGCGCAUCGUGCCAGAGUGGAAGGAAUACGAUGCGGAAAUCAAGCGGCUGCAGGCGAAGGCUGACGACAGCGAGCAUGAAGAGCAGGCAGCAAUGGGACGCGAUCCCAGUAAUGUACAUUCCACCGAAGAAUCUAAUGUGAAAAGGCAACACACCGAGCUGUGAUUGCGUAUGGUGCUGUUCCGGAUGCUGUUGCGAUCGAUCAAAUCCGCCGAUCGUGAAAGCGAGGGAAAGUAUGCGCACGAAUUUCGAAUGCUUGCGCGUGUGUGUGUGAGUUGGAGAUAGAAAAAUGUUUUAUGGAAUAAAAAAGGGUGAACAAAUAA